AUGCGAGCUGAUCUUUCCACUUCAAUCCCCCCGCAGACGCGACAACAAAUACAAGAACAACACCAGCAGAAUCCGCAGUCGCCUGGCACCGAUGCGGAUGCCGUCAGUCCGCAGAGUUGCGGCUCCUCCUGCUCGUCGUCCGUGUCGUCGCGCAGCCGGCGGUCUCGUUCACGGCGUGGCAAUAGUAGCAGCAGGAGCAGCAGGCCCGACUCCCCUGGCGGUGGUGCCGCCAGCACCAGGAAGUGCCACAGAGGAAAGAACUACGACUCCCACGUGCCUGUUUUUCCAAACCUGCAGUGUCCUGCAAAUAUUGUGCUCGAGCCAUUCCCCAAUAGGCGUGUGCGGUCGAUAUGCACUGCGGCUGGUUUGCUCAUCACAGCACACCGCAACGGCAUUCGCGUGUAUCGCCAGCGUUACCUGGACCCUGCGGCGAUAACAAAUACGUAUAGCCCCACCGUGAAGGAUGGAGGUCAUGACGAAAAGAAUGGCGAUGGGUACACGGACGUGCGAACAGGGCUUUGGGAGGCGGUUGAGUGCCGUGACAACUUCCAGCUCCAGGACGCAUACCUGUGUGUCAGUGCGGAGUCUGUUUUUAGCCGCGGACGGGUGCUGCCGCUAAAAUGGAAUCGAUACGUAGCGGCGGCAUGUGGCACCGAUCGAACCCGCUUUAGUGUGUGUGUGCUGAGCACCGCUGCCCACUUUGUGCUCCACCACGAGCUGCACGCCAAAAAUAAGGUAGUUGCGCUCACCUUCGCCCUUGUAGCGAUGGGGGCAAACUCCGGCAACAGACACUUCCAGCCGUUUGUUGUUAGUGUGGAUGAGGUCGGUGAGGUGGUCAUCUUCGAUGUGGAGCGUGAUCGUGCGGUGAGGCUCACAGCGCCCGUCGCCAGUGUCGACACACCCACCGCGGACAUGCAGCUUGAUGACAGUCGCGGUGAUUUGCCACACUCCACCUUCUGCAGGACAAGCAGCAAGAGGAGCAACACCGGCAAUGAUCGCUGUUUUAACAGCAGAACAGAGCGGCCCGUGCCGUGUGGCUCGUACAACAGUGGGGGUGCCAGCGGCGCUGGCGGCGCAACGCACACGUACCGUCUAGAGGACGGUCUCGCCUCUAACGUCUGUCUUGUCGGUCCGUGUCAGGUGCUCUGCAAACACUGCAAUGGCAACGAAAACAGCUCCACAUCGCCAGGUACGCUUCUCUUGAGUCUUUUUAUUUCGUCCCGAGCUCACGGCCCAGAUGGGCAGGCGGAGCUGCACGUUCAACAACUCCGCGUCCUGUGGAGCUUCACCCCACUGCGGGCUGUGGUGUUGAGUGAGACGCCAAUUGUGCGUGAGUGCGCACCGGAGGAUGUGUGCGAUCUCGGCACUGCCAUGCUGCGCGUGCCGGUUCACGAAGAGCUUCCACCGAGCGUCAUGAUUGGCCGCCCACGGCUCCGCUUCUGGAGCCUUAGCGGCUGCUCUGGGAAGCUGGUGCAGCUGCACCGCGUGUACCGCGACACAGACGGGAGUGGUAAAGGUGCGCGAACGUUGCGGGAGCACUUUGUACGUGCUGUGCCGCUGGGCCGCCAUGUCCUGGUGCAGGACACCAGCACGUCGUGGUUCUGCAUCGCCGCACUCACUGACGAUGACGUGAUUCUCCUGCUUGGUCAGGAGCCACGUCCUGUCAAGGACGGUGCUUCUUCUCUUUUGGAGGAGAAAUCGGCUACUGCUAGUGCUGUUGAAACGUCAGAGCGGCAGGUGCUGGAGGCGUGGCUCGAUGAGGUGGAGGAUCCGGUAAAGGAGGGGCCACCUCCCCCAGAUUCACCAACACCCGAACGGCAUCAGAAAGGGGAGGAAACGGAGCAACACCAACAAGGACACAAAGAGGAGAGUCCGCAGCGUGUGCAGCAAGAGCAACAACAAGAUGCGGAGUGUAUAGUGAACGGUGCGCCGCUGCCUGUGUCACCCCCAUUGACUUUCAUGGACCCGAAUCGUGACUACACUGUUCUCAUGACGUUGACGAAUCCUGGUGCUGUUGCUGCGCCCGACAUCGCAAGUGGCACGAAACCUAUUCCCCCAACACGCCAGUUGGUCUCGUUGCCGCAGAGCAACGAGCUGCUCUUCACCAUGGGGGGCACUGAUCUUAUUUACUCUAUAAAGCUGCCCUUCGUAUGGCAUCUCGCACCUUCCGAGGCAAAGACGAAGGCAGUGAUGCCACAGGUGCUGGAGAACUCAAAGAAGUUGCCAAAUGGAUGGAUAGGGAGCGCACUUGCUGGCAGCUACGCGCUUGAUUUGAACAUUGCACGGCCUUUGAUGUCUGCCAUGUGGGGUCUCACGGGUGGGGUGGAGCUUGACGAGGCAGUGCUCCCACCAGUGACAUCAAGCCCGCCGCAACAACUGCUGGCACAAGAACAGGAACAACGCCAGGAGCCAUCUGUUGUGACUGAUGAAUGCAGAGCGUCUUCACCCUCGCCUUCGCGUGGUGUUAUGGCAGUGCGCAUCGACUCUCCGCGUAAACAGACGCAGCGGAAGAAAAAGCGCCGCAGCUGUUCGAGUUCUGUGAUAAGUGUUGAGGACAGGAGUCUGGAGGAUGACGACGAUGAUACGCGACGAGCGUACGUGGAGUGUGAACGGCAAAAAAUUUUAGAAGAGCACCAGUGGCGAGUGGCGGAGCAAAGCGAGGUGAAUGUGAAGGCCGCGAGGGAUGCGGCGUUACUCACACGACUCAUCACGAUGGAGGAGCCACUGCAGCGUAACUCUGUUGUGUACGAGUGGGGUGAUGCACACGACAGCCUGUACGUGCAGUUUACCCAAGAAGGUCUCGACAUUAAGGAGAAGACGAAUAAUGCUGUGGAUGACGCAGCGGCGGCGCAACAGGCCUCGCAGCGGAGUCUGCGCGACUGUUUCAUCCUGAGCGAGCUUGGCAGGGGUGAUCAGUCCGCCGGCUUCAUGCAGGCAUUCCGCAGUGUAAACCAGAAGCGGAUGCAACUCCGCGACAACGGCGGCACAUUCGACUUUGCGGCCUAUUUUUCCAGCGGUGUGGUGCCGCAGCGGCUACUGGACCUGCAGGAGGACGAUCGCUGCCGUUUUGAACUGGCGGACCUCAAGGCUGUCUUCGAGGACGACAUGAAGAAGUUCCACGCGAUGGAAACAGUGGUGGUGUAUGAGAAUGAGGAGCGCGUUACUGACUCCAACGGACGGCGGCGGUGGAUGCCGCACCAGACCUUCCCGUAUGACGACGAAAAUGGUGUAGUUGUGGACAUGGCAACGCUCAAUGCAACAGCGGAGAUGCGCAGUACUGUGGCGCCAGUCGUGUCACACAAUUCCAUGUUAAAAACAGCAACAACACUGCCAACAACAGCAGCAGCAGCAGCAGCAGCGACAGCAGGGUGGCGGUGGGCAAAGGACAACGUGGACAAGAGUACGCCACGCCCUGGCGGGUCGAAGCUUGUGCGCAAAGAGCUGCAGCUGUGGGACGUAGGGGAGUGGAUGUACGCGGGACGGUGGCCCAACCGCGAGGAGGAGCUCCAGGGCGCAUUUAAGUGGAGCGCCACUGCAAGCGACGGCACGGCCAAAGUGCGCCGUCGCCGCUUGACACGCACCCGCAUUAACAUUGCUGUGGAGGCGGCGAAGGAGGCACGCCACCAGGAAUACACAAAAAAACUUGAGCAGCUGCGUAUGGAAUUGGGCCUGUAA
Molecule: messenger RNA, 3675 nt
Organism: Trypanosoma grayi
Lineage: Eukaryota; Euglenozoa; Kinetoplastea; Trypanosomatida; Trypanosomatidae
Exons: 1
Coding region: 1-3675 (1224 amino acids)
Source: RefSeq, a predicted model, not a curated record